This is a messenger RNA of Physcomitrium patens, 2107 nucleotides long. The record is from RefSeq and is a predicted model, not a curated record. NCBI's taxonomy places the organism in Eukaryota, Viridiplantae, Streptophyta, Bryopsida, Funariales, Funariaceae.
CCCAACCCGAAAGCUUGCAGAAUGAUUAGGUUGAGAGACUCUCGUUACAGCAAAAGUUACGAUCAUGGCCGAUUGUAAUGGUACUGCUCUGCCGAGAAUUUAGUUCACGAAUCGGCAUUUUAACCGGAUCUCACCAGACUGAACUGUCAGGACAUCGAGCUUGCUUAGAUCAACCAUUGCAUCCGCAAAGUUUGAGCUGAACUUUUGCCAGUUGGUGUUCAUGUAAACCUGCUCCUGCGUGUGCGAGUCCGCCACCAUGCUCAUGUCGGAGGUGAGCAAACCGAUUUUGUGGAUGAGAUUUUUGUAAUACUGGGUGUCAAAUCUGCGUGGGGUGAUUACCUCCAGGUUGACCCACUUCGUCAGGUUUGCCGAAGGGCAUUUCUUCUUCAAGAUGGAUGCAAAAAGAGGUGGUAGAGAUGGAUCGACCUUUGAUUGAUCACCACUGAAAUUGUGGAUUCGGACGUCGAAGGCAAACCAGGAGGCUCUGCCGAUGGUAUGAGCACCUACAAAACGAAAUCUGAAUUGUCAUGAAUUGAUUUAAACUCUUGAUAGGAAUGAUUUUGGUAUACGGUGUUGCAACUGCAGAUCAUUGAUGUUUAUAUGUGCGAGGAAAGAUCACUAGACUCGAUACCUGUUAGAGUGACCAUUUGAGCAGCGUUGAAUCCUUUCUUCUGGAAAGCCUGCAGUAGAUCUGAUACUUUCUUAUCUGGGGCUAGUAUGUUUUUUGGGACCUCAGUAGAAUUCGACACCAAUCCGUCUCUGCGCCCAGCUAGGACCCGCCAAUCGCAGCCUCCUGUCUACACAAACGAUUCAAGCUCCAUCAAGUCUUGUACAUUGUGAAAUUCAAUGAUGUUAACGGAUACACUGUUAUCUUAGAUGGACUACUCUUGACAACUUAGAGUGUAUCAUACCAGUAUGACAACGUCGCGAACAGCGAACUGCAAGACAUCUGCGCAUGAUACAACUCCAGGACAGGCUUUCUCCACUUCUUCCUUCGCAGCAUCUAUUGCUUCGAAGCCAUGCAUGGGAGCGUUGAUGGGAUGCGAUUUCUCUGAAUCGGGACCCUCCAGGAGCAAUGAUGCGUCGCAACCCUGAUCCGAAGACACGGCAUGGGCACAACGCCCGCUCAACAAUCAGUGAUCAACCUGACCUGGUUGGGUAAUCAUGAAAAAUUGCAUAAAUUACAUCUAUAUCGUCGAGGAGACACUUACACGAACGAAACAGUCAUGAUAUGCCAUCCGAAGGACACCAGGCGCAAUCGUGCUGUUCUUCAGAGGGGACUCCACUGCAUAGUAGAUCGGCAUUCGGAAAGGCUACCCCGUUUCUGCGAGCCUCUUGAGUCCGUCAAUGAGGUCCAAGCCGACCAUAACUGUGAAGAAGAAUCUGAGGAGUUUGACAUUUGGUCAAAAGUAAUCUUCAUCAAUCAGGGUUCCUGAAUUUAUAGAUUCAAUGGAUCCAAUGUUUGCACACAAUGCCUCCAGCAUGGUUGCCAGUAAUUCAAGGACGUUCACACCUGGUUUGUGUUCUGACAAGGAACUUUGAUGCUUCAUUUGUUUUUGGCUCUCAGCCCGUUGUGAACGUUCUGUGGUUGUGUUCUUACAACGCUCCGUGACUUGCUUUGCAACAUAUUUCAAUACUGUUUUCACUUUGAUGUCCGUCUCGUUUGGUGGACAUGAGAUUUUCAUGGAAAGUGCCGUAGCUAAAUUUUGACGCAAGCUGGGAACUGUGUAGUGGACAGUACUCCAACUGGGACCACCUUCAAUCACCUAUGAUUGAUUGCACACAUGACUUUCAAUCGAACCCACCAACACAGAACAGCUUAGACGAGAAGUUUCCUUUCUAGAACCUUACGACAACCGCAAGCGGCGCAUCGAGUGCGUAGCAGAGUCAGUGAAGGGCAAUAUGCUUCUAUACUCCAAUCUUUUGCUGCAGUUCAAGUGUACACUAUAGAAGAAAAUUAGAGGAAUAGACGUGUAUUCUUUGCUGAUGCAGCCAAAAUCUCUAUUUGACAUUCGAACUUUCACACAAUCAAAGCUGCCCACCACAGACAAGAUACACGGCGGUGUUGAGUUUUGCUUACUUCUAUUAAAGAAAAUUAUUCCAACAA